AUGGAGCGCCUGGGGGAGAAGGCCAGCCGCCUGCUGGAGAAGCUGCGGCUCUCGGACUCCGGCAGCGCCAAGUUCGGCCGCAGGAAGGGGGAGCCGAGCCGCACCGGCUCCAACGCCGCCUCCGGCCCCGGCCCCGGCGCCGGCUCCGACGGGGCGCUCGCGCGUCCGGGGGCGCCUAGGAAGCCGGGGCCCCGCGGCGCCGCCGGGGGAGCCGGCGAGGAGGCGCUGGAGCCCGCGCGGGAGCCGGGCCCCCUGGACGCGGAGCGCGGCGCCCCGCGCGGCUCCCUGGACGCGCCGCGCUACGAAGGCGCCUUCCCCGGGCCCGGGGCGCCGGCCGCGAGCCGCGCCGGGCCGCUGCCCCCCGACUUCCGGCUGGACACCGCCGCGCCCGCGCUGAGCCCCCGCUCCAGCUUCGCCAGCAGCUCGGCCAGCGACGCCAGCAAGCCGUCCAGCCCGCGCGGCAGCCUGCUGCUGGACGGCACGGGCGCGGGCGGCGCGGGCGGCAGCCGGCCCUGCAGCAACCGCACGAGCGGCAUCAGCAUGGGCUACGACCAGCGCCACGGCAGCCCGCUGCCCGCCGGGCCCUGCCUCUUCGGCCCGCCGCUGCUGCCCGGCGCCCCGGCCGCCUACUCCCCCGGCGGCGUCGCGGCCGCCUACCCCGAGCUGCGCGCCGCCCUCGACAGACUGUGCGCCGCGCACCGGCCCGCGGGCUUCGGCUGCCAGGAGAGCCGCCACUCGUACCCGCCCGCGCUGGGCAGCCCCGGGGCGCUGGCCGGGGCCGCGGUGGGCGCGGCGGGGCCGCUGGAGCGGCGGGGCGCGCAGCCCGGGCGGCACUCGGUCACCGGCUACGGGGACUGCGCCGCGGCCGCCCGCUACCAGGACGAGCUGGCGGCGCUGCUGCGCCUGGCGGCCGCCACCGGGGCGCGAGAAGCCGGCGCGCGCGGGGACCUGUCCGCGCUCGAGCCGCCGCCGUCGGGGGUCGACGAGCCGCCGGCCUCCUUCGUGCCCGAGGCCGCCCGGCUCCGGAUGCGGGAGCCGGAGGCCCGGGAGGACUAUUUCGGCACCUGUAUCAAGUGCAACAAAGGCAUCUACGGGCAGAGCAAUGCCUGCCAGGCCCUGGACAGUCUGUACCACACCCAGUGCUUUGUUUGCUGCUCCUGUGGACGAACUUUGCGCUGCAAGGCUUUCUACAGUGUCAAUGGCUCUGUAUACUGUGAGGAAGACUAUCUGUUUUCAGGGUUUCAGGAAGCAGCCGAGAAGUGCUGUGUCUGUGGUCACUUGAUUUUGGAGAAGAUCCUCCAGGCCAUGGGGAAGUCCUAUCACCCAGGCUGCUUCCGUUGUGUUGUCUGCAACAAGUGCCUGGACGGCAUUCCCUUCACUGUGGACUUCUCCAACCAAGUGUACUGUGUCACCGACUACCAUAAGAAUUACGCCCCCAAGUGUGCGGCAUGUGGCCAGCCCAUCCUCCCUUCCGAGGGCUGUGAGGACAUCGUGAGGGUAAUUUCCAUGGACCGAGAUUAUCAUUUUGAGUGCUACCACUGUGAGGACUGCCGGAUGCAGCUGAGUGAUGAGGAGGGCUGCUGCUGUUUCCCCCUGGAUGGGCACUUGCUCUGCCACGGCUGCCACAUGCAGCGGCUCAGUGCCCGACAGCCCCCCACCAACUAUUUGUGAGCUGCAGUCGUCAUAGCUGCCAUCACUACCCUUGAUGAAUCCCUCUGGCCAAAGGGCCCUUUCCAGGAGCUAGGCAAGGAAGACUCUUCUGGCCUGGAGAAGGGAUUUUCUGGAGAAGUCCCAAGGGCCAGAGACCCAAAGAUCACAACAUUCCAAAUGGAUUGUGGAGGAAGAGCCAUGCAUCCAGUGGCCAGGAUGAGGAUGGCCCCUUCUCCUGGUGAGCGGCGCCAUCUGGCAGACACUUGCAGGCACAUGCCAGUGCUACCCAACUCUAGACUGUCUCCUGACUCUAGAUGUGUCCACGUGCACACAAUUAAAGCAGGAUUCUGGGUCUGGGUCACAGAAAAGAGAACAGACAGUAUGGGUGCUCCUCAUUCUUGGGCCCCAUGUAUGGUGUCAGGCAUGUAUUCAACUCUGUUCUUACAGUAAUUUAUGAACCUGGAUGAAGUGGUGAAAACUCUAGACCGUAUUAAAUGUGUUGUUUCUUUUU
This is a messenger RNA of Suncus etruscus (white-toothed pygmy shrew), 2161 nucleotides long. RefSeq names its product ajuba LIM protein (gene AJUBA). NCBI's taxonomy places the organism in Eukaryota, Metazoa, Chordata, Mammalia, Eulipotyphla, Soricidae. Bases 1 to 1671 code for a protein of 556 amino acids. Gene Ontology annotation, biological process: positive regulation of miRNA-mediated gene silencing; cytoskeleton organization; regulation of DNA-templated transcription. Gene Ontology annotation, cellular component: adherens junction; nucleus; transcription regulator complex. The transcript is spliced from 8 exons. Gene Ontology annotation, molecular function: transcription corepressor activity. The record is from RefSeq and is a predicted model, not a curated record.